GCAUGGAUGAUGCCAAUUUUAAUCCCUAUGAGCAUCGCCAGGUGGAAGGAGCACUCUCCAAUUUUGAUGCACUCGUAUUUCUGCUGAAUUGUGUUCUGGGCACCGGCUUGCUGGCAAUGCCUUUGGCGUACAAAUUUUCUGGACUUGCAGGCGGUACCGCGCUAAUAAUAUUUUCAACCAUAGUGCUGACUUAUGGCAUCCAUUUGUUGAUUCAUUGCAUGCUGGAGACGGCUCGACGAACAGCGACAGGCUAUGCCUCCUAUACGGAUACCAUGGUAUAUUCUUUUACCCAGGGUCCUAAAUGGUGCCAUAAUUGGUCCCGUACAUCGGGCCUUUUAGUGGAUGUUGUGUUGGGCUUCUCACAUUAUGGCAUCUCCGUGGUCUACAUUGUGUUUGUGGCAUACAAUUGGAAGCAGUUUCUGGACUAUUAUUGGGACACUAUCGAAUUGAAAUCCCUCAUAAUCGCUGUGGGUGUUUGCCUAACACCAUUAUUUCUGAUAAGAGAUCUCAAGGUUUUGGUACCG
Molecule: messenger RNA, 524 nt
Organism: Scaptodrosophila lebanonensis
Lineage: Eukaryota; Metazoa; Arthropoda; Insecta; Diptera; Drosophilidae
Product: glutamate transporter polyphemus-like
Exons: 4
Biological process (GO): amino acid transmembrane transport
Cellular component (GO): vacuolar membrane
Molecular function (GO): amino acid transmembrane transporter activity
Source: RefSeq, a predicted model, not a curated record